Molecule: messenger RNA, 2386 nt
Organism: Glossina fuscipes
Lineage: Eukaryota; Metazoa; Arthropoda; Insecta; Diptera; Glossinidae
Gene: bor
Product: ATPase family AAA domain-containing protein 3A homolog
Exons: 7
Coding region: 216-1973 (585 amino acids)
Biological process (GO): mitochondrion organization
Cellular component (GO): mitochondrion
Molecular function (GO): ATP hydrolysis activity; zinc ion binding; ATP binding
Source: RefSeq, a predicted model, not a curated record
AUAGUCUGUUUUUUCUAUUCGUCUUUAACAAUUUAAAUCAGCUGAUAUUGUUGACAUAAGAUGUUCAUUAAGUUUUCCCUAUUUGUAAAUUAUAACUUUGACUUGGCAAUAGGGCUAAUAUUGCAUUUAUCACGUUAAGACAAGUGUGACAAAAUUAUCUUCGAGAACAUUUUUUUUAUAAAUUUCUUCAUAAAAGUUGUAUUAUUUUAUACUGAAUGUCUUGGCUACUCGGUAGGAAUCGACCUCAGCCACAGCAAGACGCUGUAUUAGCGGGAGGUAGCGAUGAUGAGGAUAAAAAUGCAGACCCGCAAUUAUCCAAUGCUGAACGGAAGGCCAUGGAAGCAUAUCGCUUCGAUUCUUCAGCUUUGGAGAGAGCAGCUGAUGCGGCUCGAACUUUAGAACGUUCAAGACAUGCUCGCGAAGCUUUGGAAUUAUCGAAAUUACAAGAGUUAACGCGGCAACAGGAAUAUCAAACUAAAAUCAAAGAAUACGAGGCUCAUGUUGAACAAGCAAAAGUGGAACAAAAGCGUAUUGACCAUGAAGAAAGGAGAAAAACAUUAGUCGAAGAGACUAAGCAACAACAACAACGAGCUCAAUAUCAAGAUCAGUUGUCGCGUAGACGAUAUGAAGAUCAAUUGACUCAACAACAACGGGUACAAGAAGAGAAUUUACGAAAGCAAGAGGAAAGCGUAGCUCGCCAAGAAGCUAUGCGGCGCCAAACUAUCGAACAUGAAAUUGAAAUGAAAGAAAAGAAUCGGCUGAAGCUUUUGGAGCAUGAAAUGCGUGUGAAAGCCAAAGUUGAUCGUGAAAAUCGUGAUAUUAAUUUAGAGCAGAUACGUUUAAAAGCUCAGGAACAUCGCACUACAGUCUUGGAAAGCAUAAAAACUGCUGGUACAGUUAUUGGUGCUGGGUUUGAUGCUAUGCUUACUGAUUGGGAUAAAGUCUUGACUGCCGCUGGUGGUCUUUCUCUGUUAGCCUUAGGUGUUUAUGCUGCCAGGGGUGCCACCGGUGUGACGUCCCGCUAUAUCGAAUCACGUAUUGGCAAACCAACGCUUGUAGGAGAAACUUCGCGUUUUGCUUUGUUAGACGCUCUAAAACAUCCUAUUAGAUAUAUAAGGAGACUCACUUCUAAGCCUACCGAUGCUUUGCAAGGUGUCGUCCUAAACCCAAAAUUAGAGGAACGUUUGCGUGAUGUUGCCAUUGCUACCAAAAAUACACGCAUUAAUCGUGGUCUCUACCGUAAUAUACUAAUGCACGGUCCUCCUGGUACAGGCAAGACGAUGUUUGCUAAAAAAUUGGCUGAACACUCUGGCAUGGACUAUGCCAUAAUGACGGGUGGUGAUGUGGCACCAAUGGGCAAAGAAGCUGUUACCGGUAUUCAUAAAGUGUUCGAUUGGUCACAGACUAGCCGUCGUGGCCUUUUAUUAUUUGUUGACGAAGCUGAUGCUUUUCUAAGAAAACGUUCUUCGGAACAUAUUUCAGAAGACUUAAGAGCUGCUCUAAAUGCUUUCUUAUACCGAACCUCUGAACAAAAUGAGAAAUUUAUGUUAGUGUUGGCCUCAAAUACACCGGAACAAUUCGAUUAUGCCAUUAAUGAUCGUCUAGAUGAAAUGGUAGAAUUUACUUUGCCCGGCCUGGAGGAACGUGAACGCCUAUUGCGUUUAUACUUCGACAAGUACGUUUUAAAGCCAGCUGCAGAGGGAGCUAGGCGUUUUAAAUUGGAAACAUUUGAUUAUGGAGCGACUUGCUCCAAAAUGGCCAACGUUUGUGAGGGCAUGUCCGGACGGGAAAUCUCUAAAUUGGGUGUAUCCUGGCAAGCAGCCGUCUAUGCUUCCGAAAACGGAGUUUUAACAGAAAAAAUGGUACUAGAUCGAGCCCGUUCGGCAGCUGCUCAACACAAGCAAAAGAUGGCCUGGUUAUCUGACCAUGAGCGUUUGGAUCACAAAUCCGUAACUGGAGGCAAAAUUGAAUAAUUCUACCUUUUAAACUGCCUUCAUUCCACAUCAAACAAUUAGACUUAAUUUAAGGACAAAUUUACAUACAGAACCCAGCAAAGUUUUCUUUUUAUGUUCAUCCGAACGAAAAAAAAAAGAGUACAACAUAUGUUACCUGCCAUCAGUAGUGCAGAUUGUGAUGGGGUUAAAUGUAAUUUAAGUUUUUUAUUGGUUUUUAAAUUACCUAACCUUAUCAAACUCUUGCUGAAUGUAUAAUACAAGUAAGUUUCUAAAUUUUGUAUAAAGGAAACAUUUAUAAGAAAACUUUGUUCAGGUUUCCAGUGUACAUUAUCUGUAAAAAUGCAUUUCAAGUAAUGAAUGUGUCUCGGCAUCAGGAGAAAUUUAUAUUAAACUUCUCGCUUAACAUGUUUCUCGGAAAUGUUCAUUUUUGU